Molecule: messenger RNA, 1101 nt
Organism: Lachancea dasiensis
Lineage: Eukaryota; Fungi; Ascomycota; Saccharomycetes; Saccharomycetales; Saccharomycetaceae
Source: the annotation of a GenBank genome assembly
AUGUCCAACAUUUUAGGACUUCGAGGAGGUUCUAGACUAUGUCGAAUAGCCCCCAGAUCCCUUUAUCAAAGCUAUAGAUGGUUUCACUUCUCAAGACCGCUCUUCUCAAGUUUGAUGAACAAUACUAAUGACAUUUUAGUCAAUGCCACUGCUUCGAUGAGAAGGAAUAAGGUGAUAGACAAACCUCAGAUAUCAAAAAAUCAGCCCGAAAAAGGUGCCAAUCAGAGAAAAAGACUAGUCAAAGGCUACUCAUCGGGAUAUCAAACUAAAAAGAGAUUAACGAUCAAUUGGACAACGGGAAGUGAGAGGGCACAGAAUGCUGCUAACCAUACUCUGAAACAAAUCCUUAAAUUGAACGACCGCGGUGUGAUCAAAGUUGUAAACCAGGAGACAAACAAGCUAGAGGAGACAACUGUCAUGAUUUGGGCUUCAGAAAUUGAUCUAGAGCACUUCGGGUUUCUGGUGGUGAACGUUGAACAACGGGGUUCUCACAACAUACCUCUCGUCAAGCUAGUUGAUUCGAAAACAGCAUUGAAGAAGUAUUCGGAUGAGCUUGCCAAGCUUAAGGAACAAGAAUUGAUGAAAAUGGGAUUUUCGCACAGAAAACUUGGAAAGAAGAACGAAAAGGACAGUGCAGAUGAUAACUUAAAGCAGAUAAAGGUAUCCUGGCAGAUUUCUGAUUCAGAUCUCAACAAACAGAAAGCCAACGAGAUAACCUCUCAGCUGAAAAAGGGCUAUAAAGUUUAUUUAUACCUAAAUGGGAAGGACGCUUUGAAUAAAGCGAAUUGGGCUGAUGAUAUAACUAGUUCUGCUGAGGUAUUGGAAAGUAAAUUCAAGAGCCAGAAAACCACCGCCAAAGAAUUGAAGAGACGCCAACAAGUACUAGAGCAGCUCAUCGAGAUUGUAAGUGAACUUGCGCUACAGCCCUCCAUCGAAGGCAGUACAGAAUCGAAAUUAAUCAUGAAGCUUUCCCCGAAAACCUCUAUUACGAAGAAAGAAAACAAGACGGCUUUGAAGGAAGAACGUAAGAGGCAAAGACAAGCGAAGGUGGAGAUGAAGGUGGAGAAAAAGAGGAGAAAUGAGGCAAAGUCUGCCUUUUAA